GGUCGCGGCGGCUGAGGCGGCUGAGGCGGCGUCUUUCCCGCCCGGGCCUGUCUGAGGGCUUCGCCGCCGCCGCCGCCUCCUCCUCCAUGGCCGGGGUGGUGCGCUCCCUUGGCCGCUGCCUGUGGCCGGCGGGCGGCGACCCCGGGGCCGAGGCGGCGGCCGGGCCUGUGGAGCCGAGCAAGGAAAGCGGCCUUCCCCGGUCGCCGCCGCCGUCCUCGCCGCCGCCGCCGCCUGUUUCUCUCCGCCGCCGGGAGCUGGAGCGGGAGGCGCGCCGGCGGAGCCGCGAGAUCGACGCGCUGCUGGCCCGCGAGCGCCGCGCCGUGCGCCGCCUGGUGCGGAUCCUGCUGCUGGGCGCCGGCGAGAGCGGCAAGUCGACCUUCCUCAAGCAGAUGCGCAUCAUCCACGGCCGCGAGUUCGACCAGAAGGCGCUGCUCGAGUUCCGCGCCACCAUCUACGAGAACGCCCUGAAGGGCUGCAGGGUUCUAGUUGAUGCGCGGGACAAACUGGGCAUUCCUUGGCAGUACGCGGAAAAUGAGAAGCAUGCCAUGUUCCUAAUGGCCUUUGAAAAUAAACCGGGCAUGUUCAUUGAACCCUCCGUGUUCCAGUUGUAUGUACCAGCUCUGACCGGCCUGUGGAGGGAUUCUGGGAUCAAGGAAGCAUUCAGCCGUCGAAGUGAAUAUCAGCUGGGUGAAUCCGUAAAAUAUUUCCUGGAUAAUCUGGAUCGGAUUGGCCAGUUGAAUUAUUUCCCCAGCAAACAAGACAUCCUGCUGGCUAGAAAAGCGACCAAAGGAAUCGUGGAGCACGACUUCAUCAUUAAGAAGAUCCCUUUCAAAAUGGUGGACGUGGGUGGCCAGAGGUCUCAGCGCCAGAAGUGGUUCCAGUGCUUUGACGGCAUCACGUCGAUACUGUUCAUGGUCUCCUCCAGCGAAUACGACCAGGUUCUGAUGGAAGACCGGCGCACCAACAGACUAGUGGAGUCCAUGAACAUCUUCGAGACCAUCGUCAACAACAAACUCUUCUUCAACGUCUCCAUCAUUCUGUUCCUGAACAAAAUGGACCUCCUGGUGGACAAAGUCAAGACGGUCAGCAUCAAGAAGCAUUUCUCAGACUUUAGGGGCGACCCUCACCGCCUGGAAGACGUCCAGCGCUACCUGGUGCAGUGCUUUGACCGGAAGAGGCGGAACCGCAGCAAGCCCCUUUUCCAUCACUUCACCACCGCCAUCGACACCGAAAACAUCCGCUUCGUCUUCCACGCGGUGAAGGACACCAUCCUUCAGGAGAACCUUAAGGAUAUCAUGCUGCAGUGAGUGAAAAUGGAAUCCUCUCCGGGGAAACUUUAGCCUAUAGUAGGGCAACCUUGGCCCCACAGGGUGUCUGUCCUCCGAAGAUCCGUGCUGUGCCUUGGGUUAGGAAAGCCGAGAAGCGGAAGCGGGAAGGAUUUGCAGGAGCUUCCAGCGAGAGCUCCUGCAUCGCUGCUCCUCAACCAAGAACACAACCGAACGAUCUUAUUUCCUCUCGGCUUUGGGGGAAGCCAGAGUGGUGGGGAAAUGCAAGCAGGGCGUCUUGUGUGAAUUGAUCUUAUUCUGCAACGAGGCCGGAACGUUCUAGCCUCCAUACCCGUCAGCCUUAAAUGAGUUUGGGGUGCUGAAAUAAUGAAUUUGGUAAUAUAUUUCAUUUCUUCACCGAGGUUUCGUUCGAAGAGAACACAUGGCAAUUCGCGGUCACAAUUCCGAGACCAGUAUAGGAGCCAGGGGCAUACCCAGAGGUUUGCCAGCAUUCGGAUA
Pseudonaja textilis is the source of this 1784-nucleotide messenger RNA. It is a transcript of the gene GNA12, whose product is annotated as G protein subunit alpha 12. Gene Ontology annotation, biological process: adenylate cyclase-modulating G protein-coupled receptor signaling pathway; Rho protein signal transduction. The record is from RefSeq and is a predicted model, not a curated record. Gene Ontology annotation, cellular component: brush border membrane; heterotrimeric G-protein complex; cytoplasm. Gene Ontology annotation, molecular function: G-protein beta/gamma-subunit complex binding; guanyl nucleotide binding; D5 dopamine receptor binding. Lineage: Eukaryota; Metazoa; Chordata; Lepidosauria; Squamata; Elapidae.